Molecule: messenger RNA, 1987 nt
Organism: Scheffersomyces coipomensis
Lineage: Eukaryota; Fungi; Ascomycota; Pichiomycetes; Serinales; Debaryomycetaceae
Exons: 1
Coding region: 473-1984 (503 amino acids)
Biological process (GO): regulation of translation
Molecular function (GO): mRNA binding
Source: RefSeq, a predicted model, not a curated record
AUGGGCACUGAAAAAAAAAUUGGACAACACUUCCUUUUGAAAUCAUAUUCCCAAUAUCAAAACGAUCAAUCAAUCAAAAUAAGAGUGUGUCAUAUCAUCAUUUCUUUCAUUUGUAUCCCGUCGAUUACCUAUAAUUCCAAAAGUAAGUAAGAUUAAGAUACGAAUCAAUUUGAAAUCGAUUUUUUAAAAAAAAAGAGAAUUUGACAUAUCAAAAAAAGCUCAAUUAAAGAAUAAAUCAAAUUAGUUUAUAUUGUUACAUAUCGUAUUAGAGUUAGUAUUUCAUACAUAGCUUUUUUUUGUUUAGCAUCCACAUAUAGUUCAAUAAUAAACUAAAUAUUAUUCUAAAAAACCAUUUAUAACAAGAUUUAACGUACUACGUAUAUUUAGUUAUUUUAGUUUAGGAUUAAAAAAAAAAGCAAGUUCCCCUCCCUUCAUUCAUUCCUUAUACAUAUACAUAGAAUAGAUUAUUAUAAUGAGUUACGAAGACGACGAAGCUCUUUUCGAAGACAUUUAUGGUGAUGAUGACGCUGAAGAAAAGCAAACAUCAACUACAGCUCCUGCUGCUGUGGAAGAAACCAAACCUGAAGUUGCAGCCGAAGUGACUCCUGCAGAACCAGCUCAGCCAGCAUCUACCAUUGUUACUACUGCCGCUGAAGUACCACAACCGCCACCACAACAAGCUCAAGCAACUACUGCUAAUCCAACUUCUCAAUUGCCACCACCACCACCAACCGGUAUUCCUCAAGGUGCUGCUGUUCCGGGAUUUGAUCCUUCAAAUUUCCCAGUUCCUCCAAAUAUGGGUGGAUUUCCUGGUGUGCCCCAAUUCGAUCCAAGUACUGGUCAACCAUUACCUCCACCACCUCCUCCAGCUUCUACUGGUGUACAACAACACUUGCCUUCAAAUGUAGGAAAGGAAAGCGGUAAAAUGUUCGUCGGUGGUCUUAACUGGGAUACUACUGAAGAAGGUAUGGUUGAAUAUUUCUCAAAGUAUGGGGAAGUUAUCGAUUACACUAUCAUGAAAGAUAGUAAUACUGGUAGAUCUAGAGGUUUUGGUUUCUUAACAUUUAAAGAUCCAUCUUCAGUCGAUGAAGUUAUAAAAGUUGAUCAUAUUUUAGAUGGUAAGUUAAUUGAUCCAAAAAGAGCAAUUGCUAGAGAAGAACAAGAUAAAGUGGGUAAAAUCUUCGUUGGUGGUAUUGAUCCAAUGGUUAAUGAAAAGGAUUUUAAUGAUUUCUUUUCUCAAUUUGGUAGUAUUAUCGAUGCUCAAUUAAUGAUCGAUAAAGAUACUGGUAGAUCAAGAGGGUUUGGUUUUAUUACUUAUGAUUCUCCAGAUGCCGUUGAUAGAGUGACUGUUAAUAAAUAUUUAACUUUGAAAGGUAAAGCUAUGGAAGUCAAGCGUGCUGAACCAAGAGGUCAACAUCAGCAAAAUCAAAUUAAUGCUCAACAGCAACAACAACUGCAACAACAACAAUAUAACUAUGGCUAUGGAGCUUCUCAAUAUGGUCAACAGCAACAAUAUCCACAAGCAACUCCUCAAAUGACCCCAGAAAUGAUGCAAUAUUAUCAAAGAAUGCAACAAUGGUAUAUGUAUCAACAACAAGCUGCUGCUGCCCAAGCAGCUGGUCAACCAUUCCCAACUCAACAAGCUGGUGUACUUCCUGUUGAAGGUGUUCAACCACCAAUUUCUGGUUCAUCAGACAGUCAACCAUCACAACCUUUAAACCCACAAGCUCAAAGCGAUGAUAUUGAAUCAGAAGCAAGUGGGGAUUAUGGAAGAGGUGAUAGUAACGAUGGUUAUAACGGUGGUUCUGAUAGUCCACAUAGAGAUCAAAGAAGACUUAAUUUACCAAGAGGUCCAAGAAGAGCUCCUCCAACUGGUCCUUCAGGUGGUAGAGGUGGAUCCAGUGGUGGAAGAGGUCGUGGUGGUUUCAAUAGAAGAAGUAGAGGAUACCAUCCUUACAGAGGUGACAGAGGUGGUAGAAGAUAAACC